UAUUUGCAAUCGUCUUCUCCAUUUUCGCAUGUAGUUUCUGUGUGUAUUCUAGCUGGCACUACUCCACCAAAGCCGAUUCACAUCUGAUACAUGUAAACACUUAGUUUAGUAGAAUUUACUUUGUUACUUUAAAAAAGUCAAAUAUGGCUGAUGAAAACGAAAAAAGUCCCGUCUCAGCUGACCACGAGGACUCUUCUGCAAGAACUGAUCCAUCCAAUGACCGACCACGGGAUGGAAUCGCCAGGAUCAAACCACAGUUUUUAGUUAAAAAGACCAAAGUAGACAAGCCAGUCCAGCCACCAAUGGAUAAUGAAAAAAGYACAGAAAGUUUAGAAGAAAGCAAAAACUCUGAACAUGUUGAUGAACCUCCUCAUAAGAAAAGAAAAGGAAAACGUGGAAUGAACAAAAACCGACCSCGGCAGCCACGUCCUGAUCAUACCUCCAAACUAUGUUCAUUUAUAGCUAAUGGCGARCAGUGUUUAAGAGGAGAUAAAUGUUUUUAUGGGCAUUCCAUGGAGGAAUAUCUCAAAAACAAGCUCCCUGAUAUAGGUGAUGAUUGUGUAGUGUUUAGAAAAUUUGGUAAAUGCCCAUAUGGUAUAAACUGCCGGUUUAGCAAAUGCCAUGUUGAUGAGAAUUUUAAAAGCAUUGUAGAUGAGGAGCUAUGCUCAAAAAUGGAAAACUUGAAAACUAAAGAUACUUUAAGAAAGGAUUUACAAGUUUCUUUGAGAAAAAAGCAAUAUUUAUUUCCAAGAGCAGAGAAGUAUUUGUCGACAUUAAAGAAACAAUUUAAAGGUGCAACUCAGAAGAAUGUUGGCUCUAAGCCUAUUGGUAGUAUAACAGAUGAGGAUGUUGUCAGACUUAGGCCAAAUGAAAAGAAAAAGAUAAACUUUGCUGACCAGCUUUUCUUGGCACCCCUAACUACAGUUGGUAACCUUCCAUUCAGAAGAAUAUGCAAACAAUAUGGAGCUGAUAUAACUUGCAGUGAGAUGGCUAUGUGUACAACAUUGCUUCAGGGUCAACAAUCAGAGUGGGCUUUAUUAAAAAGGCAUCAUACUGAAGAUAUUUUUGGUGUCCAGAUUUGUGGAUCAUUUGCUGAUAGUAUGACCAAGUGUGCUGAGCUACUGCAAAAUGAAGUUUCUUUGGAUUUUGUAGACAUUAAUACAGGUUGUCCAAUUGACUUGGUAUUUAACAAGGGUGCAGGAUCUGCUUUGAUGGAAAGAAAAGGUAGAUUUGAAGAAAUAGUCCRUGGAAUGGUUGAUGUAUUGGAUGUCCCAGUCACAGUGAAAAUGAGAGCUGGUAUCCAUGACAACAAGAAAACCUGGAAUGCACAUAAGCUGGUCCAUAAUGUCAGUGCAUGGGGUGCAUCAUUGAUUACAGUCCAUGGACGGUCAAGAGAACAGCGCUAUACCAAGUGUGCAGACUGGGAAUAUAUCCAUUCAUGUGCGGAGGCUGCAUCACCUGUUCCAUUGUUUGGAAAUGGUGAUGUAUUGUCGUAUGAGGAUGCAAUGUUGAGACGUGAGCAGACAGGUGUAUCUGGUCUUAUGAUUGCUAGAGGAGCYCUUAUUAAACCAUGGAUUUUCACUGAAAUAAAGGAAAAAAGGCACUGGGACAUAUCAUCUCAAGAGAGAUUCGAGAUGUUGAAAGAAUAUGUUAAUUGUGGUCUUGAGCACUGGGGAUCAGACACACAGGGUGUAGAAAAUACUCGGCGUUUCCUACUUGAGUGGCUAUCGUUUUUAUGCAGGUAUAUUCCUGUUGGAUUAUUAGAGCGACCACCACAACAUAUCAAUGAACGUCCACCACUUUACCAAGGACGAGAUGACUUGGAAACUCUAAUGGCAAGCCGCUACAGCGAAGACUGGACUAAAAUAAGUGAAAUGCUACUUGGGCCAGUUCCUGAGUCUUUYAUGUUUCUGCCGAAGCACAAAGCGAAUUCUUAUGCUGAUAGUUCCGCGUAGAAAACGUUAAUGUGRGUAGCCGUUUAAUGUGUAAUUGGCAAGCAUAACUGGCACCUAGCCUAUAUUAUGGUGAGAAUGGUUGCUAAACCAUACAUCACAAGGCAGCCGAAGUCAAAGCGUGAAGCCGAACAAUAUUCAGGGAACGAAUAGAGGGAUAAUCUUAUUAUCAUGUACUAUUUUCCAGAUACUCAGUAUUGGCUCAUUGUAUUAAAACCGCGUAUUUAUCAACAUCAGAUAACACAUGUUGGCACUUUUAAUCUUUAGUCUCAGUCAGAAGUUACGAGUAAAAAUAAAGGGCUCCAACUAACGCUAAUCAUCCUCUAUAACGCGUCAAUACUCUAUGAGAUGACAUGAUCUAAUAUGUUUAGGUGAGAAAGGGGCCGGGAUGCAACGCCCAGUUUUUUAGCCAAAUCAUCAAAAUAAGCUUCAAGGGCCUUGGUUAACCGGCAUCCCUUUUGGGGGUUAUAUCAUUUAUGUUUGAAAAUAAAGAUUCAGCGUGCAUGAUUUAAGCAUGAAAAACUUACUCUUCUAUCAAUGGAGAUAGUAUUCAAUCAUUAUCCGAUGGAUGGAAACAGAUUGUCAGUGAAUAUCAGAACUGUCACCUCAUUUUUCACAGAUGAAAAAUCUAAAACUUAAAUCAAAGAUUUUGCUAUUAAACUCUGAAACAAGACCAUUUUUCUCAAAUUGCAUUAAAUCCCAGACRCAAUCCAAUUUAACUAGCAGUCAAAACGACACGGGCAAUUUCCUAUUCUAUCUCUUCAGGAGACUUUCGCUAAUUAGUUUAAUUUCCAUCAGACAAUUUAUAGUAUCUUUCUAGUGAUAUUGUGAUAUUG
Molecule: messenger RNA, 2788 nt
Organism: Exaiptasia diaphana
Lineage: Eukaryota; Metazoa; Cnidaria; Anthozoa; Actiniaria; Aiptasiidae
Product: tRNA-dihydrouridine(47) synthase [NAD(P)(+)]-like
Exons: 16
Coding region: 144-1955 (603 amino acids)
Biological process (GO): tRNA processing
Molecular function (GO): flavin adenine dinucleotide binding; tRNA dihydrouridine synthase activity; metal ion binding
Source: RefSeq, a predicted model, not a curated record